UCGCUGCUUCACGGUGUCCUCUCCUCUUGUCGCUUUAUUGAUUCAGCUCGCUGAUCGUUAGCUUUUGUGUCAGGAUGGUUACUGUGUUGUGUGAGUGUGUGUCCGUUGUUUCUGGUUAAGUUUAUCUGGCACUUGGCGGCUUUCAUGUUCCGUGCGGCGAAUCUUAAAACCAUCGGCAAAGCGGGAACCGGCUGGCACUUUCGCCGGACGAUGGACGAGCUGGUCCACGAUCUGGUGUCAGCGCUGGAGGAGAGCUCUGAACAGGCUGCUCGGGGUGGUUUUGGUGACGGGGGAGACCAUGCACUGACUGUCGGCUGUCUGCUGAAGAGGCAAGCCCGGAAGCGCAGGGGGAGAAAACGACGCUCGGACAACCCGCACCCGCCGUGGGAGACUGGCCAUCUCAGCGAGGGGUCAGAGUCCAGUGUGGAAGAACACAAGGACUACCGUGCCAGCACGGGGGGAGUCUCUGCUGCCAACAGCCAUGGCCGGGACAACAGCGACUCAGAUGAACAACUUGGCCCCAAACGGCGAACCCUCCUGACAGCCGACACCGGACGAAACAAGCGACCUCUUUGGCCGGACGACCUUGGUGGCCUGGGAUCUGCAGAGGGAACUCGCAGCCUUAGACGGAGACGAAAGGUCAAACGCAUGGCUGUGGACCCACCUGCAGAACCAGAACUCCCCUCCUCCACCAUGCUGGGGCCCCCACCUGUCCCCAAAGCCCGCCCUGGCAGCAGGCCGCACAGACUGGGUGCGACUGAGGGAAGGGGUGUCAUGGAACUCUGCGGGGGAGGGCCAGUCGGGCCAGGGGUCGGAAAGAACAGAGUGAAGAAGAGGAAACUGGCCACACACAGGCUCGGGCUGGAGGCUGCAGAUGAAGGGGUGGUGGUGGAGAGCGAGGACCCCAUCGCAUCUCCAACAGAAGGGUGCAAGGACAAGAUGGAGUUGGAGGAACAAAAGGGCUCGGAUGAAGACAUGAGUGACAGGUGUGAGACAAGCAGUGUCAGUAACAGCAGUGACGGAGGCCUCUACACCAAUGAUGAAGGAAGGCAAGCUGAUGACGAGCAGAGUGACUGGUUCUACGAGGGGGAGCCUGGGACUGGGUCAGCACCUGGAGGUGCCUGUGGGAUUGCAGGAGUGGUUCCCUGGUGGGAGAGGGAGACUGGGUCAGAGGAGCUGGACCUAGCCGACCCUGUGUUCAACAGCAUCCUCACCGGAUCAUUUCCCCUCAUGAGCCCUGCAGCACAGAGAGGGUUUCAGGCUAGGCUGAGUCGUCUCCAUGGAAACCAGCAGGCGUCUGAGGCGGGGCUGCAGGGUGGCUCCAGCCAAAGCUUUCAUGACAGACUGGGCAGACAGAGCCAAGACUCCCAUGAGCCUUGGUUUAGCUCUGGCUCAAGGAGAGACCACGGACAGUUGCACUGGGACCCGCGGUCAGACAGAGGGCAUCGCAGAAGCUGUUCAGUAAAAACAGCCAGCAGACAGACCAGCGGGCACCUGGGCUCUCUGUGUACAGGGGAUGUCAAGCGGAGGCGAAAAGCAGCCCCCCUCUGUGCCGGAGCCCCCUCAGGCGUGGUCGGGGAGAACGCUCCUCCGAUCCCAGACUCGAACAUGGGGAGCCGCAUGAUGCAGAGCAUGGGCUGGAGCCCGGGGAUGGGCCUGGGUCCAGAGGGCAGGGGUAUCACAGAGCCGAUCCGGGCUUCACAGAGACCCAAAGGCACAGGUCUGGGUUUCAACUGACAACUGGUCUCUGGAUCCUUACACUGUAACAGUCUGCCACAGGAGACCAAAAGAGCUACAAGAUAAUGUGCUGCUCAGGGGAGAGAAUGAUGGAAAUAAAAAAAAAAAAGAUCCAGGAUAAUCCAGGCAUGUGAAUCCUUAAGAAGGGAAGGAAUGAGACUCUUUCUGGCAACAGAGUCUGUGAUUAAAAAGAAACUUUCCCAUAUUGGGGAAACAGUGAUAUCCUCACUGACUGUUCACACAAACACAGAGAAUGACCAGGAAAAAGUAAAAGCCUAAAAUUAAGCAGGGGAAAAACACUUCCUAAUUCUCCUAAAGCUCCAUGACUGACUUUGAUGCCUCGUGUUUAAUGUGUGAGGCUGGAAUGCUGCAUCAGCCUUGUUACCUCAGAUGAUACUGUUUCAGAUAGAAACCAGGGUUCAUGUAACCAGUGACAAGAGUGUGGUUUGUUUUCAGUUAGCAGUCAAAGUUAAUGCAAUGAAGAUGAAUGGUUUUGUCUCAUAUAACACAGGAAUUGUGGAAGACUAUUUCAGUAGGUCACACAUCAAGAUUGAUUCUAGGUUAUUUUUUAAUGUAAUGAAGUUCAGAUACACUGUAUGAAUGUGUGUUGGAAUAUCUGGAUGAUUUUCCAAUAUUUUAUUUUUCAUUUAAUAGUUGAAGUAAUGUCAUCAGAGUGUUUUUAUCUAUCAGAAAAACUAACAAGAUAAAAAAUCCAAACCAAAUUUUCCUCUCAUUUACAACCGCUUGUGUCUGCAUGUGCCGUUGGAGCUGCUGCUGAGGUUUAGACUUUGUAGGACUACAACCUAAAAAUGGAUCAGGCUACCAUAACCCACUGACGAGCAGUAUGUUAUGAAACAACAGUACGAGCCUAAGAUCACGAAACGUUCCAAGUUUUAAAAACAAGGUUUGGAAAUUCAAGUGUUACACAGAAAAUUAAAAGAAAAUGUCGGUGUUUACAUUCAUUUUAAAUGUUAAACGAAGGAAGGAUUGUUGUCAUAAUAUGCAUUUAAAGUCAACCUGUGUUUUUACUUCAGUAAUAUCAGACUCUCUUCUCACUCAGAGAGAGUAGCAACCAGGCCGUGGGGAAAACACGUUUUGGACUGUGCAGAGCCUUUGACUACAUACCAAUAAAAAAAAUUAGAAGUGUUAAGUUUAAUUUUUCUUUUACCCAUUGUCAUUUAUUUGAUCGUAUUAUUGUUUAUUGUGGCAUUAGAUUUCCAGAUAAUGUCAGCAACCAUAUAUUGUCCUCACUUAAGAUUUGAAGUAACUUUAAGUGUAGGUGGUGAGAUCAAGCUGUUGGAACAAAUGAAAUCAAGAAUAAAAACAUGUGCAGGAAGUUGUACUUGAACUAUA
Labrus mixtus (cuckoo wrasse) is the source of this 3090-nucleotide messenger RNA. It is a transcript of the gene gpatch2, whose product is annotated as G patch domain containing 2. The record is from RefSeq and is a predicted model, not a curated record. Lineage: Eukaryota; Metazoa; Chordata; Actinopteri; Labriformes; Labridae. The transcript has 10 exons. Gene Ontology annotation, molecular function: nucleic acid binding. Bases 145 to 1737 code for a protein of 530 amino acids.